Echinops telfairi (small Madagascar hedgehog) is the source of this 12150-nucleotide messenger RNA. RefSeq names its product dynein axonemal heavy chain 3 (gene DNAH3). Gene Ontology annotation, molecular function: ATP binding; dynein light intermediate chain binding; minus-end-directed microtubule motor activity. The coding region runs from base 47 to 12103 and encodes 4018 amino acids. Gene Ontology annotation, cellular component: dynein complex. The transcript has 61 exons. Gene Ontology annotation, biological process: microtubule-based movement. Lineage: Eukaryota; Metazoa; Chordata; Mammalia; Afrosoricida; Tenrecidae. The record is from RefSeq and is a predicted model, not a curated record.
AGAAACGGAGCGUUCGUUAUUCAGUUCUUAAAUAGGUACCAUUACAAUGAACAACAUGGAUGAUGACGUAGACUGCUCAUGUCCAAGGACCACCAGAGAUAGCUCAAUCCACCACAUGAGCCAUUCGCAGAAGCGGCCAGAGCUGCCCCCACUGCCUGCUUCCACAAAUGAGGCACCGUCUGAACUCUAUCAGACUGUCAUGUCACACAGCUUUUAUCCCCCCCUGAUGCAACGUACGUCGUGGACUCUGGCUGCCCCCUUCAAAGAGCAGCAUCACCACCGUGGGCCCAGUGACUCCAUUGCCAACAACUACUCCUUGAUGGCCCAGGACCUGAAGCUGAAGAACUUGCCAACCUUCUAUCAGCCAGUUGCCCUCAAUAUCCCUAGGGAAAGGGGUCUUCACAGGCUGUUAACAGAGCCCCACAAGAAGAAGAUGAAGUUUUCCUUCAAAGAGAAAGAAGAAGCCACCAGGACCCCAUUGGUAUGCAUCUCAACCUGCCCACAUAUCAAGGAGAUGGUGGCAUCUUUAGAAUUCCCAGGAAGCCGACCGAUGAGUCCAGAAGAACAAAUUAAUGUGAUGAUACAGCAGGACUUAGAAAUAGAAAACAGAGAAGCCAAGCCAUCUGAAAUGGAUUUGGAGAGGUACUACUACUACUUGAUCCAUGGGAUCCAGAAAGACAUGAUUGCCCCGGAGGCAGAAGAGGUGAUGGCUCGAAUUUUAAAGCUGACUCCUAACAAGCUGCCAGCCCACACCUUGGAACCCCUACUCGAGGAGCUUUGUGAAGAGAAGAAAAAUGAUUAUUACAGUAGCCUCAUGAAGAGCAUUGUUGAUUAUAUUCUCCUGGACCCAACAGAAAGGGAAAGGCUCUUUAUCAACAGCACCCCGCGCUUGUUUUCUCAAAGAGUGAUACGCGCCCCUGUGCCCUGGCACAAUAUCUACAAGUCUGCCAAGCAGUGGAAUGAGGAGCAUUUGCACUCGGUGAACCCCAUGAUGCUCAAGCUAAAAGAUCUGUGGUUUUCAGAAUUUGGUGACCUCAGGUUUGUUCGAACAGCAGAAUUACUAGAAGGAAAAUUGCCUUUACAGCCUCACCAAUAUAAAACUCUGAUCCAGCAGCACUGCAUAGAGGCCCAUCAGAUUCUUCUCAAUAGGUGGAUCCCAACCUGUGCCAACCUUUUUAUCUCACAGAAGGACCAGUGGGUCCACUUGGCUCCCAAGAGUGACCAUGAGUCCUCCCGUAUCAUUGAAGAAUAUUUUGCCUCUGUUGCCUCCUUCAUGUCCCUCCAGCUCAGAGAUUUGGUCAUCAAGUCUCUCGAGGACCUGGUUUCCUUUUUCAUGUUACACAAGGACGGAAAUGAUUUCAAGGAGCCCUACAAAGAGAUGGACUUCUUCAUGCCUCAACUACUCAUGAUCAAACUUGAAGUCCACGACCCCGUUAUUGUCUUCAAUCCAUCUUUUGAUGAAUGCUGGAAUUUAAUACGUGACUCUUUCUUGGAAAUCAUUCAUAACUCUGAGAACAUCCCCAAGGUGGAAUCUCUCCUGUUCCCUGAACUGAAAGGCUAUAACCUGAUUCUUGGGACCAUAAGACCUGAAGAAAACUUAGUCUCUGAUUUUGUGAAUCAAACUUUUGAAGUAUUUCAGAAAAAUCAAGUUGGUCCUCACAAAUACUUAAAUGUAUACAAGAAGUAUGAUAACCUAUUGGAUAACAUGGCAGAGCAAGACAUCACUGCGUUCCUGAAAGAAAACCAUGAAAUUGAGGAUUUUGUGAAGAGGAUCAAUGAAAUUAAAAAGCUGAGAAAUGAAAUCGCAUCCAUGCACAUCACUGUGCCUCUGGCCAUGUUCUGCCUUGAUACCAUGGCCCUAAACUAUGAUCUCUGCGAGCGAGCCCAGAACCUAAAGGACCGACUGAUUCAGUACCAAGUGGAUGUAAACUGGGACACCAACACCAGCAUUUGUAAUCAGUACAGCCACAUCGCAGACAAAGUCAGUGAGAUUCCUGCCAAUACUGAGGAGCUGGUCUUCCUCCUUGAAUUCUUAAAGAAAUCCAGUGACGUCACUGUGUUCAAACUUAGAAGGCAACUUAGAGAUGCAAUUGAACGACUAGAGUUUUUGCUGGACUAUGCAGACUUGCCCCAAGAAGACAUCAAGCUGAACAGCACGCUGUUCCUCUGGCCAGACCAGAUUGAAGAUAUCUUUGAAAACAGUCGGAACCUGCUCUAUAACAAGAGGGAUCAGGCAGAGCUCGACCUGAUUAAAAGAUGCUCAGAAUUUGAGUCAAAGCUUGAGAGCUACAACAGAGAUCUUGAAACCUUCAGGAAGCGUGAAGUUAUGUCUACAGAAGAGAUGAAGAACAAUGUUGAAAAGCUUAAUGAGUUAUCAAAGAACCUGGAACAAGCACUGAUGGAAUUUGAGUUAGCAGGACCCCUCUAUUUACUGAACGCUGAGGAAAUCGCAGAAGAAAUAGGGAAUAUGUGGAGGACGAUCUAUAAACUGACCAAGACCUUAGUUGAUGUACCAGCACCCAAACGCUUAGCAGAGAAUGUGAAAAUCAAGAUUGAUAAGUUCAAGCAGCACAUACCAAUUCUGACCAUCUCCUGCAACCCAGGAAUGAAAGAUCGGCACUGGCAGCAGAUCAGUGAAAUUGUUGGCUCUGAAAUAAAGCCCAAUGAAACGACUUGCCUCCAAAAUAUGUUGGAAUUUGGAUUUGGAAAAUUCAUAGAAAAAUUGGAACCCAUUGGUGCAGCUGCCAGUAAAGAAUAUUCUUUGGAGAAAAACUUGGAGAAAAUGAAGUUGGACUGGGUUAAUAUGACGUUCAAUUUUGUGAAAUACAGAGAUACUGAUACAAGCAUCUUGUGUGCAGUUGAUGACAUCCAACUGCUUCUCGAUGAUCAUGUUAUAAAGACCCAGACCAUGUGUGGCUCGCCGUUCAUCAAACCAAUAGAAACCGAAUGCCGGAAGUGGGAGGAAAAGCUUGUUCGUGUGCAGGAAAUCUUGGAUGCUUGGUUGAAAUGCCAAGCCACCUGGCUGUACCUGGAGCCUAUCUUCAGUUCAGAGGACAUCAUAGCCCAGAUGCCAGAAGAAGGCAGGAAAUUUGCCAUCGUUGAUACUUACUGGAAGUCAAUCAUGUCUCAAGCAGUGAAAGAUGCCAGGGUCCUAAUGGCAGCUGACCAGCCCCGGAUGAGUGAGAAGCUUCAGGAAGCUAACCUUCUGUUGGAUGACAUCCAGAGGGGGCUCAAUGAUUACCUGGAGCAGAAGAGACUUUUUUUCCCCAGGUUCUUCUUCCUGUCCAAUGACGAGUUGCUGGAGAUCUUAUCAGAGACCAAGGAUCCCCUCCGCGUCCAGCCACACUUGAAGAAGUGCUUUGAGGGAAUUGCCAAGCUGGAGUUUUCAGAACACUUGGAGAUCGAGGGCAUGAUCAGCUCAGAGAAAGAAACGGUUCCAUUCAAACAGAAAAUCUACCCAGCUAAAGCCAAAGGCAUGGUCGAAAAGUGGCUUCAGGAGGUGGAGCAGAUGAUGCUUGCUAGCAUGCAAGAGGUCAUUAGACUUGGGAUUGAAGCAUAUGCCAAGGUUGCUCGCAAUAAAUGGGUAUUGCAGUGGCCUGGACAAGUAGUUAUCUGUGUCUCUUCCAUCUUUUGGACCCAGGAGGUGUCCACAGCCCUGGUCGAAAACACCCUACCAGAUUUUCUGGAAAAGAGCAAUGAACAGAUUGCACAGAUUGUCCAGCUGGUUCGGGGAAAGCUGAGCAGUGGAGCUCGGCUCACUCUCGGAGCCCUUACGGUCAUUGAUGUCCAUGCUCGUGACGUAGUGGCCAAGUUAUCUGAGGACAAGAUAUCUGAUCUAAAUGACUUCCAGUGGAUCUCCCAGCUGCGCUACUACUGGGUAGUCAAGGACGUGAAGGUGCAGAUGAUAACUACAGAAGUCUUGUAUGGCUAUGAGUACCUGGGCAACUCCCCCCGACUGGUGAUUACUCCCCUCACUGACCGGUGCUACAGAACAUUAAUGGGAGCUUUGAAGCUGAACCUUGGAGGUGCUCCAGAGGGCCCAGCUGGGACAGGCAAGACAGAAACCACCAAAGAUCUGGCCAAGGCUUUGGCUAAGCAGUGUGUGGUCUUCAACUGCUCCGAUGGAUUGGACUACAAAGCCAUGGGGAAAUUCUUCAAGGGGCUGGCCCAGGCUGGAGCAUGGGCCUGCUUUGAUGAGUUCAACAGGAUUGAGGUAGAAGUGCUAUCUGUGGUAGCUCAACAGAUUCUCAGCAUUCAACAAGCCAUUAUCCGGAAGCUAAAGGUGUUCAUGUUUGAAGGCACUGAGCUCUUACUGAACCCAACCUGUGCUGUCUUCAUCACCAUGAACCCUGGCUAUGCUGGGAGGGCUGAGCUGCCAGAUAACCUCAAGGCCUUGUUCAGGACAGUGGCCAUGAUGGUGCCGGAUUAUGCCCUAAUUGGAGAAAUUUCCCUCUAUUCUAUGGGGUUUCUGGAUUCCAGAAGUCUCGCCCAGAAGAUUGUGGCGACCUACCGCCUGUGCUCCGAGCAGCUCUCCUCCCAGCACCACUACGACUAUGGCAUGCGGGCCGUCAAGUCUGUGCUCACUGCUGCUGGCAACCUGAAGCUCAAGUACCCGGGGGAGAAUGAGAGCGUCCUGCUGCUCCGGGCCUUGCUGGAUGUCAACUUGGCCAAGUUCUUGGCUCAAGAUGUCCCUCUAUUUCAGGGAAUUAUAUCAGAUUUGUUUCCUGGAGUUGUUCUUCCAAAGCCAGACUAUGAUAUUUUCAUGGAAGUGCUGAACAAAAACAUCCAAAAGAUGAAACUCCAGCCAGUUCCUUGGUUUAUUGGAAAAAUUAUUCAGAUCUACGAGAUGAUGCUGGUAAGACAUGGUUUCAUGAUUGUCGGAGACCCGAUGGGCGGCAAGUCCUGUGCUUAUAAAGUGUUGGCUGCAGCUCUGGGUGAUUUAUAUGAAGCCAACCAGAUGGAGGAGUUUGCCGUCGAUUACAGGGUCAUCAACCCUAAGGCUAUCACCAUGGGGCAACUGUAUGGGUGCUUUGACCCGGUGAGCCAUGAGUGGACUGAUGGUGUCCUUGCCAACACUUUCCGAGAGCAAGCGUCUUCAGUAUCUGAUGAUCGCAAGUGGAUUAUAUUUGAUGGCCCAGUGGAUGCUGUUUGGAUUGAAAAUAUGAACACUGUUCUGGAUGACAAUAAAAAGCUGUGCCUAAUGAGUGGCGAGAUCAUCCAGAUGAGCCCCAAGAUGAGCCUGCUCUUCGAGCCGGCUGACCUGGAGCAGGCCUCACCAGCAACUGUAAGCAGGUGUGGAAUGAUCUACAUGGAGCCUCAUCAGCUGGGUUGGAAGCCCUUGAAAGAUUCAUACAUGGACACCCUGCCCUCCAACCUCACUGAGGAGCACAAUGCAUUGGUUGAUGACAUGUUCAUGUGGCUCAUCCAGCCCUGCCUGGAAUUUAUUCGCCUUCAGUGUAAAUAUGUGGUCCAAACGUCUCCCAUCCACCUUGCCUUCUCAAUGAUGAGGCUGUACUCCUCUCUGCUUGAUGAAAUCAGGAAACCGGAAGAGGAGGACAGUGAAUUCUCUGAUGGCUUGACAAGCCAACAGAUCUUCCUCUGGCUGCAAGGCUUAUUCCUCUUCGCUUUGGUGUGGACUGUGGCUGGCACCAUCAAUGCAGACAGCAGAAAGAAAUUUGAUGUGUUUUUUCGCAGCUUAAUUAUGGGCAUGGACGAUAACCACCCAAGGCCCAAAAGUGUCAAACUCACCAAAAACAACGUCUUUCCAGAAAGAGGAAGCAUCUAUGACUUCUAUUUUCUUAAGCAAGGUAGUGGACAUUGGAACGCAUGGACAGAGUAUAUCACCAAAGAAGAGGAAAUGAUCCCAGCUAAUGCAAAGGUCUCAGAACUCAUCAUCCCCACAAUGGAGACAGCCCGGCAGACCUUCUUCUUGAAAACCUACUUGGACCAUGAGAUCCCCAUGUUGUUUGUGGGUCCCACAGGCACUGGCAAAUCAGCAAUCACCAACAAUUUCCUUCUCCAUCUUCCCAAAAAUAUCUACCUUCCCAACUGCAUCAAUUUCUCUGCCAGAACCUCAGCCAAUCAGACGCAGGAUAUCAUCAUGUCCAAGCUGGAUCGGCGGAGGAAAGGCCUCUUUGGGCCUCCCAUCGGGAGGAAAGCAAUAGUGUUUGUGGAUGACCUCAACAUGCCAGCCAAAGAGGUGUAUGGGGCCCAGCCCCCCAUUGAGCUCUUGAGACAAUGGAUUGACCAUGGUUAUUGGUUUGAUAAAAAGGACACAAAUAGACUGGACAUUGCAGAUGUACUGCUUGUGACAGCGAUGGGGCCUCCUGGCGGCGGAAGGAAUGACAUUACCGGGCGAUUCACUCGCCAUCUGAAUAUCAUUUCCAUCAGUGGCUUUGAGGAUGAAAUUUUAACCAAGAUUUUCAGUUCUAUCGCUGACUGGCACUUUGGGAGAGGGUUUGAUGUGUCAUUCUUAAGGUAUGGAAAGAUGCUGGUGCAAGCUACUAUGACAAUUUAUAAGACUGCAGUAGAGAAUUUCUUGCCAACUCCCUCCAAGUCACAUUAUGUCUUUAACUUGAGGGAUUUCUCACGGGUGAUUCAAGGAGUACUGCUCUGCCCUCAUACCCACCUAAAGGACGUAGAAAAAUUUAUCCGGCUUUGGAUUCAUGAGGUUUAUCGAGUCUUCUAUGACCGUCUGAUUGACAAUGAUGACAGACAGGUCUUCUUCAACAUGGUGAAGGAAACCACUGCCAAUUGCUUUAAGCAGACCAUGGAAAAGGUCCUCAUCCACCUGUCACCCACGGGAAAGAUCGCCGAUGAUAACAUUCGUAGCCUCUUCUUUGGAGAUUUCUCCCAUCCAGACAGUGACCAGAAGAUCUAUGAUGAGAUCACGGACCUGAAACAGCUCACAGUGGUCAUGGAGUCCUACCUGGAAGAGUUCAACAACAUCAGCAAGGCUCCCAUGUCCUUGGUCAUGUUCAGGUUUGCCAUUGAGCACAUCUCCCGGAUCUGCAGGGUCCUGAAGCAGAGCAAAGGCCACUUGCUCUUGGUGGGCAUUGGAGGCAGUGGGCGGCAGAGUGCCACCAAACUGUCCACGUUCAUGAACUCAUACGAACUGUACCAGAUCGAGAUCACCAAGAACUACACAAGCAACGAGUGGCGGGAGGACUUAAAGAAGAUCAUGCUGCAAGUUGGCGUGGCCAUCAAGAACACUGUGUUCCUCUUUGCCGAUAACCAGAUCAAGGACGAGUCCUUCGUGGAGGACAUCAACAUGCUUCUGAACACAGGUGACGUGCCCAACAUCUUCCCGGCUGACGAGAAGGCUGACAUUGUUGAAAAGAUGCAAACGGCGGUCAGGACAGAAGGAGAGAGGAUGGAAAUCAGCCCUCUUUCUAUGUAUAAUUUCUUUAUCGAGAGAGUGAAAAAGAACCUUCACAUUGUCCUUGCCAUGAGUCCGAUUGGUGAUGCCUUCCGGAACCGCCUGCGGAUGUUCCCUUCCUUGAUCAACUGCUGCACGAUUGAUUGGUUCCAGUCCUGGCCCACAGAUGCCCUGGAGUUAGUGGCUAACAAAUUCCUGGAAGAUGUGGCUCUCGAGGACAACAUUCGAAUAGAGGUUGUCUCCAUGUGCAAAUAUUUUCAGGAGAGCGUGAGGACUCUGUCGCUCGAUUUUUACAACACACUACGCAGACACAACUACGUCACCCCCACCUCCUACCUUGAAUUGAUUCUUACCUUCAAGGCACUCCUGAAUAGCAAGAGGCAAGAGGUUGAUACAAUAAGGAACCGCUACCUGACAGGCCUUCAGAAACUUGAUUUUGCAGCUUCACAGGUGGCCGUCAUGCAAAUAGAACUGACUGCCCUUCAGCCUCAACUUAUUCAAACAUCCGAGGAAACUGCAAAGAUGAUGGUGAAGAUUGAAGUGGAGACGAAGGAAGCUGAUGCCAAGAAACUCCUGGUGCAAGCAGAUGAAAAAGAAGCCAAUGCCGCCGCCGCCGUUGCUCAAGGAAUCAAGAACGAAUGUGAGGGGGACCUAGCAGAAGCGAUGCCUGCACUGGAAGCUGCGCUCUCAGCACUGGACACCCUGAACCCUGCCGACAUCUCCCUGGUGAAGUCCAUGCAGAAUCCCCCCGGCCCUGUCAAGCUGGUUAUGGAGAGCAUUUGUGUCAUGAAAGGACUGCGACCAGAGAGGAAGCCGGACCCUGGUGGCUCUGGAAAGAUGAUCGAAGAUUACUGGGGGGUGUCAAGAAAGAUCCUUGGAGAUCUGAAGUUCUUGGAGAGUCUUAAGACCUAUGAUAAAGACAACAUUCCCCCUACGGUCAUGAAGCGGAUCCGGGAAAGGUUUAUUGAUCACCCAGACUUCCAGCCGGCUGUUAUUAAAAAUGUGUCAUCAGCCUGUGAAGGCCUAUGCAAGUGGGUGAGGGCCAUGGAGGUGUAUGAUCGUGUGGCCAAAGUGGUGGCUCCCAAGCGGGAGAGGCUGAAGGAGGCCGAGGGGAAAUUGGAUGUACAGAUGCAGAAAUUGAACCUGAAGCGGGCAGAGCUAAAGCUGGUGGUAGACCGCUUGCAGGCCCUAAAUGAUGAAUUUGAAGAGAUGAACAUCAGGAAAAAUACCUUGGAGGAAAACAUUGAAAUCUGCUCCCAAAAGCUCAUCAGGGCAGAGAAGCUUAUCAGUGGUCUUGGAGGAGAGAAGGACCGAUGGACAGAAGCUGCCCGGCAGUUGGGGAUCCGCUAUAUUAACCUGACGGGGGAUGUGUUGGUAUCCUCGGGGACCGUGGCUUACCUGGGGGCCUUUACAGUAGAUUACCGGACCAAAUGCCAAAAGCAAUGGUUGGAGCAGUGCAGGCAGAAGGUCAUUCCUGGCUCCAGUGACUUCAGUCUCAGCAACACAUUAGGGGAUCCCGUGAAAAUCCGUGCCUGGCAAAUUGCUGGGCUGCCCAUUGACUCCUUCUCCAUUGACAAUGGCAUCAUUGUGUCCAAUUCCAGGCGCUGGGCCUUAAUGAUCGACCCUCAGGGGCAGGCCAAUAAAUGGAUCAAGAACAUGGAGAAAGCUAAUAAGCUCUCAGUCAUCAAGUUCUCGGAUGCCAACUACGUGAGAACCCUAGAGAACGCGCUGCAAUUUGGCACCCCUGUCUUACUUGAAAACAUUGGCGAAGAGCUGGAUGCUUUCAUUGAGCCCAUCUUGCUCAAAUCAACAUUCAAGCAGCAAGGGGUGGAAUACAUGAGGCUGGGUGAAAAUAUCAUCGAGUACUCCCGGGACUUUAAGUUAUACAUCACAACCCGUUUGCGGAACCCACAUUACCUCCCUGAAGUCGCCGUGAAGGUCUGCCUCCUCAAUUUCAUGAUCACACCCUUGGGGCUCCAAGAUCAACUCCUAGGCAUCGUGGCUGCCAAGGAGAAGCCAGAACUGGAAGAGAAAAAGAACAAACUGAUUGUGGAAAGUGCCCAGAACAAAAAGCAGCUCAAGGAAAUUGAAGAUAAGAUCCUGGAGGUCCUCUCCAUGUCCGAGGGCAACAUCCUCGAGGAUGAGACGGCCAUCAAAGUCUUGUCUUCCUCCAAAAUGCUGUCUGAAGAAAUCUCUGAGAAACAGGAAAUUGCUUCUGUCACAGAAACGCAGAUUGACGAGACUCGGAUGGGCUACAAGCCAGUGGCUGUCCAUUCUGCCACCAUCUUCUUUUGUAUCUCUGACCUAGCCAACAUCGAGCCUAUGUACCAGUACUCCCUCACGUGGUUCAUCAACUUGUACAUCCAGUCCCUGGCUAACAGCGAGAAGAGCGACGAGCUGGAUCUCCGCAUUGAGUACAUCAUUGAGCAUUUCACCCUGAGCAUUUACAAAAAUGUUUGCCGCUCUCUGUUCGAGAAGGACAAGCUGCUUUUCUCCCUUCUCCUGACCGUUGGCAUCAUGAAAGAGAGGAAACAAAUUAAUGAGGACAUUUGGUACUUCCUGCUAACUGGAGGGGUUGCCCUGGAUAACCCCUACCCCAACCCAGCUCCCGACUGGCUGUCUGAGAAAGCAUGGUCGGAAAUUGUCCGUGCAUCCUCGUUAUCCAAACUGAAGGGCCUAAAGGACCAUUUCGCACACAGUGUUGAGGAAUGGAAGUUUAUCUAUGACGCAGCCUUCCCCCACGAGGAGACGUUUCCAGGACAGUGGGAGUUCGCUGAAGGGCUAGAAAGGAUGGUGAUCCUCCGCUGCUUGCGACCAGACAAGAUUAUUCCAGCGGCUCGGGAGUUCAUUUCCGAACAAAUGGGAAAGGUAUACGUUGAACCUCCUACAUUUGAUCUCCAGGGUUCCUAUUACGAUUCCAGUUGUUGUGCACCAUUGAUUUUCGUGUUGUCUCCAGGCGCAGACCCAAUGGCAGGCUUACUGAAGUUUGCUGAUGAUAUUGGAAUGGGAGGUACCAAAACACAGACCAUCUCCCUUGGUCAAGGCCAAGGCCCUAUUGCUGCCAGAAUGAUUCACACAGCCAUCAAAGAUGGGACAUGGGUAGUCUUACAGAACUGCCAUUUGGCCACAAGCUGGAUGCCUGCACUAGAGAAGAUCUGCGAGGAAGUCAUUGUUCCUGAGAACACCCACAGCGCUUUCAGACUCUGGCUAACCAGCUACCCAUCAGAGAAGUUUCCGGUCAGCAUUCUCCAGAAUGGGAUCAAAAUGACCAAUGAGCCCCCCAAAGGUCUUCGAGCCAACCUUUUGCGCUCGUACCUCAAUGACCCUGUCUCGGACCCUGUGUUCUUUAAGAGCUGUUCAAAGGCAGUAAUGUGGCAAAAGCUCCUGUUUGGCCUUUGUUUCUUCCAUGCCGUCGUUCAAGAGAGGAGAAGCUUUGGACCCCUGGGUUGGAAUAUUCCUUAUGAGUUCAAUGAAUCUGACUUGAGGAUCAGUAUGCGGCAGACGCAGAUGUUUCUGAAUGAAUACAAGGAGGUGCCAUUUGAUGCUCUGAUCUACCUGACAGGGGAAUGUAAUUAUGGAGGCAGAGUCACUGAUGACAAAGACAGGCGUCUUCUGAUGUCUCUUCUGUCCACGUUCUACUGCAAGGAAAUUGAGAAGGACAACUACAGUCUCGCACCUGGAAACAUUUACUAUAUCCCUCCCCACGGCAACUAUCAGUCCUACAUCGAGUAUCUUAGGGGCCUCCCCAUCACCUCUCACCCAGAAGUGUUUGGUCUCCAUGAAAAUGCUGACAUCACCAAGGACAACCAAGAAACCAACCAGCUGUUUCAGGGGGUGCUGCUGACCCUCCCUAGGCAGUCAGCAGGGAGUGGCAAGUCUUCUCAGGAAGUGGUGGAGGAGCUGGCUCAGGACAUACUUUCUAAGCUUCCAAUGGACUUUGACCUGGAAGUGGUCAUGAAGCUGUACCCGGUGGUCUAUGAGGAGUCAAUGAACACCGUCCUGAGGCAGGAGCUCAUCAGAUUCAACAGGCUGACCAAAGUGGUCCGUAGAAGCCUCAUUGAUCUGGGGCGAGCUAUCAAAGGGCAGGUCCUGAUGUCCUCGGAACUGGAAGAUGUCUUCAAUAGCAUGCUUGUGGGUAAAGUGCCCGCCAUGUGGGUAGCCAAGUCCUACCCGUCACUGAAGCCCCUGGGGGGUUACGUGACUGACCUGCUGGCCCGCCUGACCUUCUUCCAGGAUUGGAUUGACAAGGGGCCCCCUGCAGUCUUUUGGAUCUCAGGAUUCUACUUCACACAGUCCUUUUUGACUGGAGUCUCCCAGAAUUAUGCCCGGAAAUACACCAUCCCCAUUGACCACAUCGGAUUUGAAUUUGAGGUGACCAGGCAAGAAACUACCAUAGAGGAUAAUCCAGAAGAUGGGGCCUACAUAAAAGGGCUCUUUUUAGAAGGUGGACGUUGGGACAGGACAACAAUGCAGAUUGGGGAAUCUCUCCCCAAAAUCCUCUGGGACCCGCUGCCCAUCAUUUGGCUGAAACCUGGGGACAGUGCCUUGUUUCUGCAUCAGAACAUUUACGUGUGUCCAGUCUACAAAACCAGUGCCCGGAGGGGAAUCCUGUCCACCACAGGCCACUCCACCAAUUAUGUUCUCUCCAUUGAGCUCCCCACAGACAGGGCCCAGAAGCACUGGAUAAAUCGGGGGGUGGCCUCCUUAUGCCAGCUGGAUGACUGAUGGCAUCUCUCUCCAUCAGAAAAUAAAAUGCACUUCCUUCUUGACUA